Messenger RNA from Impatiens glandulifera, 518 nucleotides. Its product is annotated as putative lipid-binding protein At4g00165. The record is from RefSeq and is a predicted model, not a curated record. The transcript has a single exon. NCBI's taxonomy places the organism in Eukaryota, Viridiplantae, Streptophyta, Magnoliopsida, Ericales, Balsaminaceae. The coding region runs from base 31 to 402 and encodes 123 amino acids.
AAAAAUAAACUUAGCAUUAAUAAACCGAAAAUGGAUGCGCGUAAUCGAAUUACAUUUCUAGUUCUACUCAACGUAAUAUUCUUCACUUGCAUAUCGUCCAACAACAUUCCAUGUUCUCCGGCCACUCCAAAGAAGGUUUCGGCUAAAUGCCCAAAAGACACUUUGAAGUUUGGCGUUUGUGGAGAAUGGUUGGGAUUGGUGAGUGAGGUUAUCGGGUCAAAACCGAGCCCCAAAUGUUGUAGCUUAUUGAAGGGGUUGGCGGAUUUAGAGGCUGCAUUGUGUUUGUGCACUGCUAUUAAGACUAAUGUGUUAGGGUUGGUCAAUAUUAAAGUACCGGUUGCACUUAAUUUGGUUGUUAAUGCUUGCGGUAAAAAGAUUCCCAAAGGAUUUGUUUGUGAGUGACGAGAAAAAUGUUGAUUUUUUAGUCGGUUAGUAAUAACUUGUUUAUUCGUAUUGAUGAUAUUUUGAAUUUUAUUCAAUGUACUCUUGUUAUUAUUUGAGAUUUUAUUUUUCAUGUC